AUGGCCGCACACAGGGGCAGUCAGGCCAACGAACCAGAGGAGGUCAGACCAGCAGAGCUGUGCAGGCUGAUGGCUCUGACCACAGGCCGGGUGCUGACGCAGAAGAAAACAGAGGGCCGGCCGGGGAACUGGGAAUCUGUUGAUCUGUUGCUUCGAGUCGACUUGUGGUGUAUCGCUGCACGACCACACAAGGAGUGCCCUAAGAAUGUAACAGCAUGGCAAAAGGGGGAUCGCAUCAGCUUGCUCAGGGGUGAAACCAAGGUGGCACACAUCGAAGGCAAAGACGAGUGGUCUGUGACCAAUGGGGAUGACAGGCAGGAGUUCAAAGCCAUGUCGACAGCUGAGGCAGCCCGAUGGGUGGCUGCUUUGCAGCGUAGAGUGUGUUCAUGGAGCGAACUGCUGCAAGACCAAGAAGCCGUGGAGGAGGGGCUGCCAGAUGACAGCAGCCAUUGCGAUGAGGUGCCUGGACCCAUCCCUCUGGUUCAAUUGGAAGCCACUCAGGAGAUGGUGAAGGCACUGGGAGUGGCUGCAAGCUUCGCAAAAGAGGUGCUGGGCACGAUGCCCAUCGCUGGGCCAGUUCUGUCUCUGCUGGGAUUUGCCUUGGAGGUAGUUCAUCGGGAUGUGGCCGACGUCGCGGAACUUCGCCCAGCAAAGUCGGCACUUGAGGAAGUGGCGAAGCUGACGAUUCAGACGCUGCACAGGGCACUGAAGAUGAGAGAUGAAGAAUAUGAAUGUGAGCUUUCAAAUGUACUGCAGAUGAUCGAAAGCGCUGCGCGAAUGCUGGAGAGUCAUGAACACAGGUCUGCAUGGAGGAGGACCAAGCAGGCAGUACUGCAAUCGGGCAGAGGGCCAUCGGCUGUUCUGGAGUUGCUGAAGCAGUGUCAAGAACGCCUCAACACCCUCAAGAUCCACCAAGUGGAGAAGCUCCAGAUUUCAG
This is a messenger RNA of Ostreobium quekettii, 937 nucleotides long. Lineage: Eukaryota; Viridiplantae; Chlorophyta; Ulvophyceae; Bryopsidales; Ostreobiaceae. The record is from the annotation of a GenBank genome assembly.